CGAGUAUCAAAAAGCAAUUGUGUUUACAAAAAAAUGUCAAAAAGUUUUCGAACACCGACGGAUGCGGAACACUACUCCGAAAACGGUGCGGAAGAAAACAGACCGAAAAACCUUUCGUCGACUUAGCCACGCGCUCCCAAUUACGCUCUUUCACUUCGUAACCCCAACUUACACCGCGUCGUCCCCACUGUUCGCAAAAAUCGCCGCAUCAAAGAAACAAUUUAAAUAAAAAUCAUUUUAAGAAAAAUAAACAUACAACAACAACAAAAUAUAUAAGUUUUGCAAUUUUUGUCAAUUGUGUGCCUCGAAUGAAGAUCAACAACAAAAACCAAACAACAACAACAACAACAAAUCAAAGCUAAAUAACAAAAGCAAACAUACAACAAAAAUUUAAGAAAAAAAAAACACUACUAGUGGUCUUGCAAUUUUUGUUGCAUUUUUUUUCCUGUUGAAGCAAUAUCAAAGUGCAAAAAAAUAAAAACAAAUUUACAAAAAAAAACUAAAAAUUCAAAAGUCCUGGAUUAUUUUGAAUUAAAAAAAACAAAAACAGUAUUUUGUUUUGGGAACAAAGACAAAUGCAAAAGAGCAGCAGCAGCAGAGCCCCCCCGUAACGGUAACCAAGCAAAGUGAAAUCUCACGCAAAAAAAGGCAAAAAAAAAGAAAAAGCAGUAGCUGAACGAACAUAAAAAAAAAAAAAAACUAAGCGGCAGACAGAAGAAGAAGCAGCAGUAGCAGCAGCAGCAGCAGCAAGUGCAAGAGAGAGCGCAGCAAAGAGAGUGACAAAAUAAAAAAGAGAAGAAGCCGCCGCCGUCGGAGUGUGUUUUUUGCUUCCUGAUUGAAAAAAAAAGAAAAUCAAAAAUCAAACAAAACAAAGAAAAAUCAAAAAAACUCCUUCAGGCGAAAUAAGAUUUGUUUUAAAAAAAGGAAGAAGAUAUUGUGUGUUUAAUUCACACACACACAUAGUGAGAGAGAGAGAGAGACAGCAAGAAAGACGCACAUACACACACGUAGAGGCGCAAUGACCUUGCCGACAAACACAAAUGCAACACCAAACGACGCGGGCAACGGCAGUGGCAGCGGCAGCGGCAGCGGCAGCGACGACGACUCAGACAUGUUCGGACCGCCCCGCUGCUCCCCGCCCAUGGGCUACCAUCAUCAUCGGUCGCGCGUGCCAAUGAUCUCGCCAAAGUUGCGGCAGCGGGAGGAGCGCAAGCGCAUCCUCCAGCUCUGCGCCCACAAGCUGGAAAGGAUCAAGGACUCGGAGGCGAAUCUGCGUCGCAGCGUCUGCAUCAACAACACCUACUGCCGCCUCACCGACGAGCUCAGGCGCGAGAAGCAGAUGCGUUACCUCCAGAAUCUUCCCAGAACCGACAGCUCGGCCGCCACGGAACUGGCACGUGAGAAUCUCUUCCAGCCAAAUAUGGAUGAUGCCAAGCCGGCCACCACCAACAACAACAAUACCAAUAUAAAUAAUAAUAAUAAUAAUAAUAAUAAUACAACAAACAACAAUACAAAUAAUAAUAAUAAUGGAAAGUCCUAUGGCGGAGAAUCUCAGAUGGGAGGACGUGUAGAUUUGGAGAAUCAACCGCCACAAGGUGGCGCCACCGGAGGACGUCAGUCUACAUCACCGGCUGGAGCUUCAGCACCGACGGCAGCUGCCACGGCGCCCGUUUCCGUUUCCGGUUCGGUCUCCGCCACGGCCAACAAUAGCCGGAAACGUCACCUGUCGAACAGCAAUUUGGUCAACGAUCUGGAGAUACUCGACCGGGAACUGAGCGCCAUUAAUGCCCCCAUGCUGCUCAUCGAUCCGGAGAUCACCCAGGGUGCCGAGCAGCUGGAGAAGAUUAGCCGGAAGCGAUUGAGGAGCAACAGUAGCAGCGAGGACGAGAGCGAUCGUUUGGUGAGGGAGGCCCUUUCCCAGUUCUACAUACCACCGCAGCGUCUCAUCUCGGCUAUUGAGGAGUGUCCUUUGGAUGUGGUCGGCCUUGGGAUGUCUGGCAUGGGAAUGGGUGUAGGUGUGGGUGUGGGCAUGGGUAUGGGAGGAGUUGGAGUGGGAGUAGCGGCCGGAAAUGGAACGGGAAUAGUAGCAGGCGCUGGCGCCGGCAUCGAUGGUCCCAGCAGUAAGCGAAGCAAACUGUCCACCGGCAGUGGGGAUCAUCAUCAUCACCACUUGCUGCACCAUCAUCUGGAGCUGGUCGACUUUGAUAUGAACCAGAACCAGAAGGACUUUGAGGUGAUCAUGGAUGCCCUGAGGCUGGGAACACCGACGCCGCCGAGCGGCGCCAGCAGCGAUUCCUGCGGCCAGGCGGCCAUGAUGAGCGAAUCGGCGAGUGUCUUCCACAAUCUGGUGGUCACCUCCCUGGAGACAUGAAAGUAUCAGUAAAGGGAACUCCAUCCUAGUAGCCACCAUCCAUCCCGCCACUCCUCCCCCCCCCCCCCCCCCCUCCCCAUCUCCUGCAGCAGACAAAGAUUUAAAAAAAAAAAAAAAAAACAAACAAAAAUUUAUUAUGGUUUUGUAUUUAAUCUUAAAAGAAAUAUAAGAUUAUAGAAUUAAAUGAAAAAACUUAGGCUAUGACACAUUAAAAUUAAUAAAUUAGAAUUAGUAAAAAAAAAAUAUAUAUAUAUAAAUAUAUAUAUUAUAUUUAGCGAGCCAGUAUUACUCAUUAUUUGGCAAUCGCAGUUUGUACAAAAAAAAAAUCAACAAAAACAUAAAAAUCCAAAACUUAAAAAAUUAAAACAAAAAAACUUAACUUUUAAGUCGCCGCAGCAGCAAACAAAAAAUGAAAUCAAGACAAAAAAUAAAAAAAAAACAAAAAUCAAAGAAUUUGUAGUCAAAACAGCAGAAACAAAAAGCACAUUUAAAAAUAAAUAACAAGAGAGAACAAUUUAUAAGUUAACUUAAAAAACAAAAAAUACUAAGAGAUCUUAAAAAAUCAUAAAAGAAAGCUAACAAAAGUUCAGUUGCGGUUUCCAUUUCGGUUUCCUAGAAGCUCCAUUAAUUAAAUACCUUAAAAAAAAAACCUUAAUUAAAAUUUAUUUAAAAAAAACUUCCAAUCAAAAGUAAACUUAAAAAAAAAGCCAAGAACAUUCCAGGGUAUUUUUUUUUAUUUUUUAUUUUAGUUUUUAUGAAAUACCCAUAACUUGGCUUAUCAGACCUGGAGCCCCCGAUUUGUUACCGAAUUUUUGUUAUAUCUCAUUUAAAAAACAAAAUUAAUAAUAUAUUUUAAAUUUUUAAUUAAAAAAUAACCCGAAGAAGUUCUCCUAGUCACACAACAACAACAAUAACAAAAAGCACAUACAAUCGGCAGAAAAGAAAAAAAACAUAAAAAAAAAGGUUUCAUUUUCGUCAAUUCCAAAAAAAAUUUAAUUAAAAUUUGUUCCAAUUUUUUAAGCCCCUCUUACAAAAAAAAAAAAAAACAAAAAGUGAACAAAAAAAACUGAGAAAACAAAAUUAAAUAGAAAUUUUUUGAGGAAAACAAAAACUUAAAAACAAAAUAUUAUACAAAAAAAGUGCAAUUAGAAUUUUUUAAAAUAUUGAAAAGCAAGCCUAGAAAACAAAAAAUUAAGAAAAAAAAACCCAACAAAAGUGCAUUCAAAAAAUAAAUAAAUCGGGCAAAUUAACAAAUUAUAUGAAAGUAAUAUUAGAAUUAACAAUUAAAAGCAACAAUUUUUUAAAUGUAAGACAACAAAGAAAAAAAAAGAUGAAAACCGCAAAAAAAUAACAAUUUUUCUUCGAAAAAAAAGAAUUAUGGCUGUGAUAGAAUUUUAAGUUUUUUUUUUUGCUAAAAAAAAAAGAAACAAAAAAGUUAUAAUUAUAUAAAAAAAAAAAGCAAACAAAAAAGUACUAGAAAGAAAAAGAAAAUACUAAGCAUAAAAUCAUGAAUAUUAUGAUCUAUGUGUAAAAAAUUAAAUGAACAUUUUUUUUUAGUAUUAAUUAAGAGGUAAAAAAUAAAAACGAAAACAAAAAAAAAAAAGAAACCAAGCAGAAGAAAGAGAGUGAGAGUGUCGAGGGGCACUUUCUUUCCCGCGAGAAGAGAAAUGGAGAAAAGCCAAGAGAAUCUCCUCUCUCCCCGAACUUUCGCUAGCUUGGCUUUCAUUGAUUUUUAUAUAUAUAUAUAAAAAAUAUCUAAAAAAAAAAAAUACAUACAUAUAUAUAUGUUAUUUUUUUAUUUAAUUUUUUCUAUAAGACGCCUCGCCUCGCCUAAGCUUUCGAUUUCGUUUUCGUUUCACAUUUCUCGCUUUUGUUUUGUUUUUCUCAUUCACACGUGUACGUCUUUGGCCCCAAAAAGAAAUCGGACAAAAAUAUAUAUAUCGGACAUAAUAUAUAUUCUACUAUGAUAUACUCCCUUCUGUUACCUCCUUAAAAAAAAAUCCAAAAAUAAAGAUCCAAAAUAUAUGUCGGGAAAGUCCAAGACUCGAAGAAUUUAUAGUUAAAAAAAAAAAAAAGAAAAUCGGAAGAAAGCGUUUAUUUUUUAUACAAUCCUGUUUAUCUUUAUAUAUUAGAUAUAUUUUUUUUUUUUUGAAAUAAUGUACCUUAAGUUUAUUUUUUCAUAUUAUAAUUAUGAAAUUACCAAUUAUUAUUAUUAUGAUUAUUAUUAUAAUUGUGCGUUUUUUUACGAACUAGACGAAUUACUUAGAUUUUAGACGAACAUUACGCCUAUGUAUUUUCCAUUUUAGUUAAUAUUUCUUCUAUACAACAUUAUCUAUAGUUUAAACCAAUAUAUACAUUAUAAAGUAUUCUGCCCCGAUCUCUCUAUAUAUAUUGGAUCGUACUUGCAGACAACAAACAAAAAAUACAAAAAAAAAAAAAACUAUUAAGCAGCAAAGGCAAAAAUAAAUUAUAAAAAAAAAAAAAAUUCAACAAAAAUUUAUGUUUUUAUUUAUUUAUUUUUUUUUUUUAGAUUUUCUUCUUCUUUGUUUUGUGACCUUGGUGUUUCUUUUCGGAUAUAUCUAAUCCGUAGCUCCAUGAGAUCAUCAUCGUCAUAAUGGGAGCUCUCGGAGCGAGUUCCGAAAAACAAUUUCUGUGUCUCUGCGGCUGACCUAGCCCAGGGUUAGGCUUUUGUUGUUUUUUUUUUGUUGUUUUUUUGGCCAGUUUGGGGGUCAAAUUGUAUUGAAAACAAAAAAGAGUGUUCCGUUGACUGCAUUCCAUGUGUUUGUUGCCUCGAAAUAUAUUAUUAUAGAUGGGUUUUUGGCCAAUGUCGAACACGUUCAACGACUUUCCGUUUUGUUCGGGCUUGAACCCAACAAAAAAAAAUUAUCCACUUUAAUAUUCCUUCUCUCAAAAAUAUAUAUAGAGUCUAUAAGAGUAUAUUUUUUUCCGAUUUUUGUCAGAGACACUUGUAGCUUCGUAAUUAUAAUUUGCCAAACUGAAUAAUACCUCUUAAUCUAUGGACCAGUCUCUUUAGCACAUACAUAUACAUAUAUACAUACAUAUAUAUAUAUAUAUAUAUAUAUAUUCAUAAACUAUAUAUAUAAACUUGAUUUAUUUCUAUAUCUGUAGUUGCAACAAAGUUUGAUAAAAAGUUUCAAUUUUUUUGUUUUUAUUUUUUUUUUGUAUUUCCAAUUUAAAUGUUCCAGAAAAAAAAUAAGAAAUAAUGAUUCAAACUUGAUAGAGAACAUAUAUAUUUAUAUAUAUACCAUAAUAUAUAUAUAAAUAUACUUAGUAUAUAUAUACAAAACAUGAAUAUUUAAGGAUACAUAAGUGCUUUUUAAUGGAAUAUAUAGACCGCAAUGAAACAUACAAGAAUCAAUGUUUUCGAUUAACAAAUGACAUAUAAACUAAAUAUACAGAGCCUAGUUGUACGUAUUUAUUAUGAGUUGCUUUUAGUGUGAUAAUUAAUUAGCAAACAACAAAAAAAUAAUAAGUGAACCAGAAAACUUGCAAAUAAAUCAUAAGCAAAAAAAAAAAAAAAAA
Messenger RNA from Drosophila ananassae, 5914 nucleotides. Its product is annotated as probable serine/threonine-protein kinase DDB_G0277165. The transcript has 2 exons. The record is from RefSeq and is a predicted model, not a curated record. NCBI's taxonomy places the organism in Eukaryota, Metazoa, Arthropoda, Insecta, Diptera, Drosophilidae. The coding region runs from base 1019 to 2371 and encodes 450 amino acids.